Chelmon rostratus (copperband butterflyfish) is the source of this 1539-nucleotide messenger RNA. RefSeq names its product follistatin-related protein 1-like. The record is from RefSeq and is a predicted model, not a curated record. Bases 189 to 1100 code for a protein of 303 amino acids. Lineage: Eukaryota; Metazoa; Chordata; Actinopteri; Chaetodontiformes; Chaetodontidae. The transcript has 10 exons. Gene Ontology annotation, molecular function: protein binding. Gene Ontology annotation, biological process: cell differentiation; regulation of BMP signaling pathway; multicellular organism development.
GAAGGCUUCAAGGGAUGUGAACUCCUCGUCUAAAUGGAUCCAUACUGAUAAUUUGGAUAUUUGGAUAUGAAUUUACCGUCAUCGCUGACCGACUGACUGCUGAUCAGAUACUGUGGAGUGACUGAAUCUAAAGAUACUGACUGUUUGAUCACAGAGCAACAGAUUCUGGACUAACUGUGACUGCCAAGAUGUUGACUGUCUCUGUGCUCCUGCUGCCGUUGCUCCUCGCCUCUCCUCCUGUCUCCUCCUCACCUCUGGCCCAGGAUCAGUCAGUGUGUGCCAGGACGUUCUGCGGUGCAGGUAGAGAGUGUGUGUCGUCUGACCGAGGAGAGCCAGUCUGUCGCUGCCUACAGGCCUGUGAUGUGACAGAGCACUGGGUGUGCGGCAGUAACGGCAGAUCCUACAGAAACCACUGUGAGCUGCACAGGGACGCCUGCAUCAGCCAGACCAAGAUACAUGUGGAGCACAGGGGACACUGUCUGGAGAAACCAUCAAAGACAGACGUGAGCCCCAUCGUGUGUUUCCUGUCUAAUCGCGACUGGCUGAGAGAGAGAGUGAUCCAGUGGAUCCAAGAGGAAUCUCACAACCUGACCUCAAACGUGUCCUCAGCCAAUGACGUCCUGCAAACGUACUUCAAGAUGUAUGACAACGGGGAUUCAGAGCUCGAUUCCAAAGAGUUCCUCAACUUCCUGAAGCAUAAUGAGACGGCCCUCAACCUCACCUACUCCAGUACUAUGGAGACUAACUUGCUACUGAGGUCUCUGUGCGUUGAUGCUUUAAUAGAGCUGUCAGAUGAAAACGCAGACUGGAAGCUGAGUUUGACAGAGUUCAUCAACUGUCUGACGCCCACCUACCAUCCAUAUGAGAGAAAGUGUGCGCUGGAGGAUGAAGUGUUCGAGGACGGAGCUGAAACCCAGAUGGAGUGUAACAAGUGUGUGUGUGCCUGUGGAAACUGGGUGUGCACCGCUCUGACCUGCACUGGAGAGCAUCAGGUAGAGGAGGACGUUCAGGAAGGAGCAGAAGAAGAAGAAAUGACCGAGGAGGAGUGGAGCAGGAGAGUGGCCGAGCUCAAUGCUUUACAGGUGGACACCCAAGACUGAAGUGCUGUGAUGGCGAAGCGUAAUACAUUAGAGAUUACUUUGGUGAUUAUUAAAAAAGGAAGUAGUAUUCCAGGUGGAGACAUUUGCCAUGGUGACCUGAGGUCACACCCACUGCACCUGUAACAGCCAAUCAGGGGCCAGUUUUCUUGAACUACAGAUAAGAGGAACAUCGCCUCAGUUUAAACUAUCAAGCUGAUUCAGGCUGGUAAAUACAGAGAAUAUUUUUAUAAUUUCAUCUCACAUAAUCUGAGUUUUUUAUAGUUUCAUGUAUGGAUUUUUGUUGUUUAAUUGUCUAAAAGGUUUUAGAAACUGGUGAAACACUCAGGAGGUUGAUUGUUUCAAUGGUAAUGAGAUAUUAUAUUUUGUGUGUUCAGGUUGUCAUGUUAAUGCAGAUUUUUUAUACACCUGUUGUUCUAAUACAAUAAACACUUUAUUCCAG